AUGUCGAUCUAUCCGGCGGUAUCACCGAUCGAUGAAUCAUCAAGCAAUGAUGAACGUCAUGAAAAGGUCUCAAUGCUUAAACUCACUCGGGACAAUUGGACCGAAUGGAAAAAGUUCUUUGUCGAUCUUCUCACUGGUUGGGGCCAUGAAGAAAUCUUUGACGAAGCAUGGUGUAAAAUUCAUGCUAAGGAAAAAGUCUAUCGAAAGAAAUCGGUGCUUGCUUUCACUCUUCUUCGAUCGUGUCUUUCCUCUGAUUUGAAGCCUGUCGCUGCCGCCGCCGAUACGUUCAAUAACGCUGUAGUAUGCCAAUUGUGUUUCAAGUAUCAAAUUGCAUAA
Molecule: messenger RNA, 336 nt
Organism: Puccinia graminis f. sp. tritici CRL 75-36-700-3
Lineage: Eukaryota; Fungi; Basidiomycota; Pucciniomycetes; Pucciniales; Pucciniaceae
Exons: 1
Coding region: 1-336 (111 amino acids)
Source: RefSeq, a predicted model, not a curated record